AUGCCACAUUUUAAAGUUGGGGAAUAUAUGAAAAAGUGCAAAGAAGUGCGCAAUGCGGGUUUCAUGACAAAGAGAAACCUUAGAGACGCUCAAGCAGAAGUUUCUCAGUUAGAAAUGGAGCUACAGAGGAAAGAUAAACUAUUACGAGGUUUACAAGAACGAAAGAGACGCAUGGAUGCCAAGGUAUGGACUUCAUUAGUAUAUUCUUGUUUACUUAUUGUAUAGUUUUAAAGGGCAUUAUAAUAUGCAACAUGAGCAGUCGUAAUGUAUAAUUUUAUAGGUACAGUCACAGAGCAUUUACAUUUACAGGUUUUUUCUGCAGAUGAUAUGUUGUGUAUUGAAUAUACAGCUUAUUUUUAUUACUUAUAUGUACUGUAGAUUUCCAAUUUGGAAGAUGAGGUUGAUAGCUUGCCAGAGAAGUCCAGGUUUACCCAGUGUAGCAUUCUAUCAGAUAGAGCAGUGGAGAGUAGAAAGAAACAUCCUACAAGGUUUCAAAAUAAGAAAUUCUCAUCUAGUUUAUCUGUACAGAGACAGAGAAGAAAAGAAACAUUUGCUGCAGCUCAAAAAAUUCAUGGUGGAAGUGAAGAAACAGAAGUACCGGGAGCAAUAGGGAUUGUGGACACAGCAUUGGUUAAGUGUAGUCAGAGUAUUUUAGUAGAUGUAAUGUCGGUUAAUCAAAAGUUUAAUCAAUCAGUUAUGCCUAGUAUUUACAAGCCUAAGUUAGGAGAAUUUGAGUCUUCCACUGAAAACAUGAUUCGCAGUGUUUCAGUAUAUUAUAGCGGUGGUGUAGCUGGAAAAAAAAAGUAUAGAAAAAUAUACAAAGAUUCCAGCUACAAGAUUGCUAUGCAAAGUAAGGGUAAAAAACGUGUUCGGCUAUCCGUCAAUAAUUGUCCCAUCCCUAGGCUUGUGCCAUAUAACAAAUUAAUGCCUUUUAUCAAGUCUAUACCAGUAGGAUCUAUGUAUAGUGUAUAUGAAACACUUUGUGAAGGUCUUGAUGAGGAAUACAAAGUACAUGGUUGUUAUAGGAAUUUGGCAGAAUUGUUGAUAAAGUUGGCAGAAUUUUAUUUAAGUGGUUGUAGUGGUCACACACUUGUGUGGUUUGAGGAAGAAUACAAGUUUUAUGUUUCCCUGGGUGGUGAUGGGGCGCCUUUUGGGAAACAUGAUACUGCAUGUGCGUGGUUGGUUGGAUUUUUGAACAUUGGCUGA
Messenger RNA from Paramuricea clavata, 1206 nucleotides. NCBI's taxonomy places the organism in Eukaryota, Metazoa, Cnidaria, Anthozoa, Malacalcyonacea, Plexauridae. The record is from the annotation of a GenBank genome assembly.